CGACAAAGGCGGAAAUCCGAUCAGUAAUAUAGGUCUCAUGCAGAAAGAAACCGAGUUGUCGAAAGCCGUCGGUGGGUGGGACAGAGCGAGCGCGAUAUGAACUUUUCAGCUACAUGGACUUGCGAGAAGUGCAGCACAUAUUCCGUCUCUCGCAUCCUCCCUCUCACGGCACUUGUUUGGCCUCUCUCACAGAGGUCUGACUAUCCCGAUAUCUCGAGCGAAACGGUAAGCGGAAAUAAACAUACAUGUUGGGGUUGUGGUUCCCCAACGAACUACCUUCCAAGAUUUCCGCCCGCUUGACCAAAGGUGUCUGUUGACCCUGCUCCUCCUUGUAGAUCACUCCCACGAAGCGUCGUUAACGACCUUUUCCGAAAAAGAGCCUUCGCCCGUUCUCUGGGGCGCAUCCCUUCCCCCCGGCGCAACGUCCUCCAGCCACCACCACCCCACAUUACCAAAAUCACACAAAAUGUCUUUCCACGCGGAAGAACAAUCCAACGAACUCGAAGCCCUCCUCUCCAUCUUCCCCGACGAGUUCUCCCUCCUAGACGCCGGCCCACCCGCCCAUUUCCACAUCCACAUCCAACCCGACGUCGAAAGCCUCAUCCCGCCCUCGGACGACCAUGACGCCACAACACCCCGCGAAGCCGUCGAAUUCUUCCUCGACAUCACCUACACCGACACCUACCCCGACACGAUCCCGUUGCUGGAGCUGACGGAGGUCGCCGGGUUCGACGCGGGGGAGUGUGGGCAGAUCGUCUCGGAGCUGACGACGAUGGCGGAGGAGAGUGUGGGGAUGGCGAUGGGGUUCACGUUGGCGGCCGGCGCGAAGGAGAUUGCGGAGCGGGUGGUGAGUGAGCGGAUCGCGGCGCAGGAGGCCGAGGCUGCCGCCCGGGCCGCGGCGGAGGAGGAGGCGGAGCGGAUCCGGCAUGCAGGCACGCGGGUGACACCCGCCUCGUUCGAUCAAUGGAAAGCGGAGUUUUUGGCAGAGAUCUCCCACCUGCUCAAGACGAAGGGGGAGGAGGCGCUCUCGCCUGCGCAGAAAGCUGCGGCGGCCGUCGCGGGGUUGUUGGACUCCAUAAAGGGCAAAUCGGGCAAGUUGACGGGGCGGCAGUUGUUUGAGAAGGAUAGGACCCUGGCGAGCUCUGAUAUGGCGUAUAUUGAGGACGGCGAUGUGACGGUUGAUGCGGAGUUGUUUGAGGGGAUGGAGGAUCUGGAUGUGGGGGAUGAUGAGGAGGAUGAGGAGGAGAAUUCGGUUUUGGCCGGAAUUAGGAGUAGUAGAGAUGACUGAGGAAUUAGCGACGACA
Fimicolochytrium jonesii is the source of this 1304-nucleotide messenger RNA. RefSeq names its product ubiquitin-conjugating enzyme/RWD-like protein. Lineage: Eukaryota; Fungi; Chytridiomycota; Chytridiomycetes; Spizellomycetales; Powellomycetaceae. The coding region runs from base 467 to 1288 and encodes 273 amino acids. Gene Ontology annotation, biological process: cytoplasmic translation. The transcript has a single exon. Gene Ontology annotation, molecular function: protein binding. The record is from RefSeq and is a predicted model, not a curated record.